Eufriesea mexicana is the source of this 5494-nucleotide messenger RNA. RefSeq names its product rho guanine nucleotide exchange factor 10. The transcript is spliced from 15 exons. The record is from RefSeq and is a predicted model, not a curated record. NCBI's taxonomy places the organism in Eukaryota, Metazoa, Arthropoda, Insecta, Hymenoptera, Apidae. The coding region runs from base 610 to 5229 and encodes 1539 amino acids. Gene Ontology annotation, molecular function: guanyl-nucleotide exchange factor activity. Gene Ontology annotation, biological process: positive regulation of stress fiber assembly; actin cytoskeleton organization.
CUGGUUGUCACACCGGUGGUCGGUGUAUCCCAGUCGAUCGGAAACCCGUCUACACUGGACAAGUGAUUAUCGAUCCGCACGAAUAAGUGAAUCGAGUGUACCGAAGUGCCUGUAAUUUAAGAAAUCUGUGCAACGCGCUUCUCUCGAUCUGGUAUCGUCGCCUCGUACUCUUCCGCUCCUUUCAUCUUGCAUUCCCUUCGACCAUCCUAUCUUCGCUUUGCGAUUCUCUCUUUUUGCUUUUCCCCCUUUCUCUACCUCUCUCUUUGUCGCUCUUUUCUCUGCUCCAUUCCUCGGUCGACCGGUCUCUCAAGGGGGCGUGCUUGGCCACAUUCAACAAUGAGCGAACGCAAAACUAUCUAAGCACGAGGCGCGAACGAAUGGUUCCUUGUGUUUUCAGCCUGUGUGUGGCCUGAUCUUUGCCCCGCGAGUGUGUUUACGCUGUGAAACAGUCGCUCAACCUUUUUUUCGGAUUUCAAAUGGAUUCACAACGGCCAAUAACUUAACGAGAUGAGGAUUGUCUUUUAAGCAUACAGUGCUUCUCCAUAAAAAAAAUCGAAAGAACGAUGAAAAAGAGGCGCAUUAAUUAGCCGAUAAUCAGAACGAUGCAUCAUGGCUUCGUCUUUAGGGGGACCAGGAAUGGUGUCGGGUGUUCCGACACCGCGACGAGUCAACCUGGAGUUUCCACCACCUCCACCUUAUCCACCGCCUCACAGUCAGAUAGCCUGUACGGGAUUGGUGGAUCCUGGACCGGUGGCGUCCGCUAUGACGAACCCAGCUCACCAGCAUCCCCUUCAGGAUUAUUCGUACGCUUACUUCGAACCUGGCCCGAGUCGGUUGCAUGGUACAUAUCCGGCGGAAGUGGGCCUGAAUCGUAUGCAGCAGCAGCAACAGCAACAAUUGCGGCCGGAGUCGUUCAAGAGGCACACGUACAUGACACGAUAUGGCACAGAGGAGAAUAUUUACGAGGAAAUAUCGGAAAUCAACAGACAAUGUCACCGAGGGUUGCAUGGUUCGAGAAGAUCCUUGGUGGCAGAGGAAGUACGACGAGUUCAAUCACGACACCGUCGAGUCCUGGGAGAAUUGAACUUGAGCGUAGAAGCGAUGCUGAUGCCCACCGUGAUCGAUAAUAACGACGAGGAAGAGUCACAGGAUCAACGUGGAGCGUCCACAGAGGAAUUGUUAUCCUCGGUCAGUCCCACCGACGACCUCCUUUCGCCAGUUGGCUGUGACAUGGACAGCGGCUUCAGUGGAAGCUCCAGUGCAAGUUACAGGUCUGGACUGGGAUCGUUGAGGAGGGAAAUGGGCAAGACUAGCACUCCAGAAUUAGCGGGCGGGCAGCGUAAAACGAAGGCGGCUAUGAUCUGGAAAAAGGGUUGGAAAGGCUGGAAGAAACUGCAUUCUUUUGGAAACAAUAGCAACAAGACUGAUGAACCACGUUCAAGAUGCAGAUCAUGGGAUGACGUAGGACCGACUAAAAUGGAAACUGUCGGUCAAACGCACAGACAGCACCAUCCCUCGUUGGAGGCAACUAGGUCUAACACCUCGACACAGUCGGCUAGAAGCGAGGACUCUUGGUGCUCAGCGUCAGAUCAUGAUCUUUCCUCGGACGACGAGAGCGAGAAGAGUAAUAUCAGUAUUAAAAGUAAUUGCCAAUUGAGGAAUACGUUGCACAAAGCAAGGACACUGUGCGACAAGUGGAGGCCGCAAAAUAUGCGAGUGAACAAUGCCGACGCAUUGGAUUCACCUGGAAACCAUGGAAGACUAUCUAGAUGGUUCAGCAUCCGGAGAGGAUCGACACAACAAUACGAUGUGGAUUCUUCCGACACGAUGUCACUUACCAGCCCCAUCAAAACUCCACAAAUGCCACAACUUUGCGAAGUUGAAGAGGAGAAUAGUGCAAUGGUGCAAUUUCAGUGCAUGCAGCAACGCAGACAAACGCCACCCACUCUUCCGCCGACACCUCCGAAUUUAACUCCUCAACAGCUAAAACGUCGACACAUAGUAGCCGCUAUAGUACAUUCUGAAAACAGUUAUGUAUCCACGUUACAGAGGCUAGUGAACGAUUACAAGAAACCAUUGGAGGAAUCUUCCCCACCCAUAUUGAGCCAGGCUAAAAUAGCGACAUUGUUUCAUAGAUUGCCUGAAAUUUUGCAAUGCCAUACGUUAUUUAGAAUUGCAUUAGCGGAAUGCGUACGUUCAUGGGACAAGGACGAAAAGUUAGGAGACGUGUUUGUAGCAAGUUUCAGCAAAGCUAUAGUUCUUGACAUUUAUAGUGGAUUUAUCAAUAAUUUUUCAGUAGCUAUGGAUUUGGCUAAGCAGGAAUCAAAGAGAAAGACUGCGCUUGCCGAUUUUUUCAAGGUAAAACAAAUAAGCGCACAUGAUAGAUUGUCUUUCUUCGGAUUAAUGGUAAAACCUGUUCAGAGGUUUCCACAAUUUAUACUAUUUUUACAAGAUUUAUUAAAACAUACACCGCAAGGUCAUCAUGAUAGAAUGUCGUUGCAAUUGGCAUUAACUCAAUUAGAGAGUUUAGCAGAAAUGUUGAAUGAGAGGAAACGCGAAGCAGAACAAUUUCAAGCAUUUAAAGAAAUGCUUCGACAUGUAUCUGGAAAAUUAUCCCAUCGUCCCCUUUCGUCUUCAUCUAGAUAUCUUAUAAGAGAAGAUAACGUUACACAGUUGGAAUUUAACCAAAAUGGUAUGAUAACAAAAUCCAAAAGAAGAAGAUUAUUAUUAUUAAAUGAUCUCGUAGUGUGCGUUUCAGUGACUCCAAGAUCCGCAGAAGAUUUUAGCGGAAGUGAGAGAUUAACUUUAAAAUGGACGUAUCCUGUAUCAGAUAUCGAGAUUCAAGAUACAAGCACUUCACCGACAUUGAGUCGUUUACUUACUGCUGGCUUAAAUAAGGGUGGUAGCCUAAAAUCUGACAAAAGUGGGGAAUGCGGACAAGUGGGUGCAGAUAAUUUAUGCGUAGAAAUGAAUGAUUUAAUGCAUGAUUAUGAGGUCAUGUCUAGAAUAAGUGAUUUAGUUGCACAAUUAAAGGGUAAAUACGAGGGAAUGACACUUGAAAAAACUAAGCAAAUUUUGCAAUCCAUACAACUUUCAAUACAACAGAAGGAUGAAGAUAUGGUUUGGGCAGACAGUUGUUGCUUGCAAUUGGUGACAAAACAAGGACAGAUGUAUACGUUCCAAACUGAAAAUCCUUUGGUGAAAAAGGAUUGGAUAACAGAACUUAGAUUAGCACAACUAGCCUUAGAUCCGAAUAAUUCACCAUCUUGGGAAGUACCUGAACAAGAACAAAGACCAUCUACUAAAAUGCCGCUUUUUGUUAGUUCUCAACAAGUAUAUCAUUCGCAACAUCAGACAGAAGUACGUUGCGGCUGUUAUUAUAUUACACAAAAUCUACGUCCCACGAGGCGCCGUGGCAGAAGUCAAUGUUAUUUAUGGAUAUGUACGGGGGACGGUAUAUCCAGUCACGUAACAGUAUUUGGCCAAUCAACAACAGCUUCGGCAACUUCCUUAAAACAGGCUACAGCUUUUGAUUUGGUAGAAACUAAAGUUGCUGCGAUAGAAUUUGUAAAGGGUGUUUCUUCGGAUUCACUGUCAUUAGCGAGCGAUCUCGUGUGGAUGGGUACGGAUUCUCGUAAAAUUAUAAUCUACGCCGCUUCGGAACCUGAAAAACAAGAAGAACUAGGAAAUUAUUCUGUCUCGGGUCCAGUAAUACAAAUUAAGUAUCAUUGCGAUAAUGUUUUCGUUGCCCUAGGAAUUGGCUUACUCCUUCUCUUCAAAAGACAAGUGGACGGCACUUGGAACCUUAGAGAACCAUUUGUGAUAACUCUAGGCAGCGAAUCUGUAUCAUGCUUGAUGCCAAUUAACGCAUCUGUCUAUGCUGCUUGUGGCAAAAAAGUUUGGGUACUUAAUGCAAUCAGUGGCGAAGUCACGAAAAGUUUUAGUGCACAACACGAACAUGUAGGCAGCGUAAAACUCAUGGCUCAUUCUGGAGUCGGUCUCUGGGUUGCUCUAAAAAAUUCAAGCACUGUCUGCUUGUAUCAUACAGAAACUUUUAAACACUUGCAAGAUAUCAACAUAGCAUCCAAUGUUUUGAGAGUGACUAGAUCAAAUAAUGCCUCGAGUUCUUGUGGUGACAACGUAAACAACAAUCAAACUACUGUUACAGUAACAGCACUUUUAGCAUGCAAGGGCCUUCUGUGGGUGGGUACAAAUGUAGGUAUCAGUCUAACAAUUCCUCUGCCCCGAUUGGAAGGUGUACCUAUCAUCAGUGGUCGCGUUAAUAUUUCUUACCACGCACAUUUUGGUCCUAUCACCUUUUUACUAGCUAUUCAAAAUCCGAAGAAUACAAUAAAUUGUACAACUGAUGAAAUUAAUGACGAAGAAAAUGUACAAUUGAGGCCAAAGGAAUCGGAUGCUGCUAGAAACAGAGAUCGAGCAAGUUUGGAUUCUACUAUGUCAAACAGUAUAUUGAAGUUGAAACAACAAUUAGCGGGCAGUCCAGUAAUGCUAAGACGGAAACGUAGCAAAGAGUAUGAAUAUAGAGGUUCGAAAACGCUUCCUAGAGGACUUGGUUCUGGUGGAGGAUUCCUUUCAAGCUCAAUGUCCGGAUCGCAGAGUUCUGGGGAGAAUUGCGAUGUCUACGGUUUGUAUGGAGAAUUAAUGUACGUAAAAGAUUACGAAAAUGAAAAUAGCUCUGGUAUCGAUUUAAUUUAUGAACCGUUGAGAAGAAGCGAUCCAGAACUGGCAGCCAUACCAAAUAAAGUUAGUACCUUAGACCGAAGAUUAAAGAUGAAAAUCACCAGGCCUAGGUCACUCGAUCUAUCGAAUUGGUCGGUCGAUUCUCACGCAAGUUCUCUGUACACAUCUUCUGGCUCUGAAGAGAAUCUCUCAUUGAAAACUGGCAAAUUGUCCCGAAACAGUAGUUCAGCUAGUCGAAAUGGUCCCUACGAAACGACUACUCUCAACAGUAGUAUAGGACAGUCUGUAACAGAAACAAUACCAUCAUCCAACAAUAUAAAAUCUAAUGGUAAAAAAAUCAACAAGACAUCGCAGCAAGUUGAACAGCCUAAACGAACCGUUUUAACGCUAAUGGGUGGUCAAGGUUAUAUAAAUUGGAGACAACUAAACACGCAAUCCGUUGGCGACAAAGCUUCUAAAUCCGGUUACACUUUUAAAGAUCCCAAUACUAAUGAUGCUCAUAUCGUGUUAUGGGAAAUGAAAUUAUGAUACUCAGUCACGCUAGGACUGUCGUUACGCCAGUAUGGAUAGAAAUGGUAAAAUGCUUUUAAUGGCCGAUGGCGAGCUUUGUAGUAUCGGCAAAUAGGACCAAAAAAAAAAGAAACUGUUGUCGAACUGAUAUCCACUUAAUUAAUAAGGAUAUUCGGUAAAGAUUCGUUAAUUAACUAGCACAGUUUUAAGUUAGUUGCUAUGGGUGUUCAAAGAAAAUGUUUUUGAAACUAUGUUUAAAACGAUAUUUAACAUUUUCAAAUGU